This is a messenger RNA of Trichobilharzia szidati, 1347 nucleotides long. The record is from the annotation of a GenBank genome assembly. Lineage: Eukaryota; Metazoa; Platyhelminthes; Trematoda; Strigeidida; Schistosomatidae.
AUGUGUUAUCUAGGCCCCGAAGUUGAUCACAUUAAACAAAGCAGAGGAGGGGAUUCUGAUGUUCUGAAGCAUUACGCGACUUCAUAUGCAACAGCUUACAGUGCAUAUUGGGAAAAUUUCACUCCUUCACCAAUUUCUCUUAGUGGUUCGGGAUAUGUGUCAAAUACGAGACCAUCAUUAGGGUACACUGAUAAGCUUGAUGAUAUAGACAACCCCCCUUUGAAAAACAUAUUAAAGGGUAAUUAUCUGUCUACAACUCACAAAGACUACACUCCAUUUGUAACACCCUGUGGAAAAGAACCUCUUCCUUCACUCACAAGGGAACCAAGGAGUAGGAGAGACAAAUCAAACUUUGUUCUGACAGGAACUGACUUUUUCGACCAAAAAUCAAAAGAUAUCCUUACACCUGUAACGCCCAAAACAAAGCCCCUGUUGUUAAGUAGAAAAGGUUUAUGGGACAUUGAGGAUGAAAACUUUGGCUAUGGACCUAGUUCACACUCGACAACUUACUCAGAGCAUUUCGGCCAGGCGCGACCAUUGUCAUAUGAUUUAUCUAGAACUAAUAUCGGUCACAAAGAAGAAUCUGGCCCUACUCGUAAUACAAGCAGUUUCGAUAAUAUCAAUAACCGUUUCGGUAGUUCAUAUAUACAAGGUCAACCGCGUUGGAAAACUGACAGACCUAUUGGUCAAACUGUUUACAUGGACGAUUUCAAACCUUACUCGUAUAAAAACGGUUCAGAAGGUUUUCCACGUUGGAUAGGUAAUUUAUCACAUCAAAAACCCAACAGCUAUGUUAUUCAAAAUAAACUUUGGCCUGAAUUUAAAAAUAUUGACACGUCUAAAGUGUAUGAUCACGCUGAAAACAUGCCUGAAGAACGUUUAGAAAUGCUUAGAAAAGAAGACCCAGCUGAAUAUCAGAAUGUGAUUCAUGGAUUCAUUGAACCAAGUAUGUCAAAAGGUGUACACAAUGGUGUACAAGUACAGCCUAAAUCAGUAGCUGAACAAUUGGGUAGAAUGACUGUUGGUCCAGUACAACCAAGUGGUGCUACUCUUAAUCUUACUGGAAGUGUGCAAACUCGAGAUACACCGCCAGAUCGUUUUGUAACGCAUAACAUGACUCGAUACUAUCACCCACCACCUGGUCAGAACGCUAAUGAUCGAGAAGGUCAUAUUCACUUCAAUACACAACCUUCAAAGGAAACAGAAACUUCUAGGUCAGCUCGGUUGUCUUGUUUUGAGGCACAACUGCCAUCAACUGAUAAAUUAGGAACUUUUGAUCCUUAUCAGUCUAGGAGUAUUCAGGCAAGGGAUUCAAUGCCAAUUCCACCGACAAAGAACACUAUUUGA